UCUAUUUUAUUGACGAAAAUCCUAUCGAUCUACAAAAGAAAUAUGAACAUUUAAAUGACACAUUUAUAGCCAUUUUUUGUUGUUUAAAAGAUUAAUAAGGAUUUGUGUGGAGCAUUGUUUACAGUUAAAUGCUUUAUCCCCUUCUUGGCACUGGGGUCAUACCUGGUCAACAAUAGUUGCUAGGGUGCAAAAAGACGCAAUAUCCACUCUCAGGUAAUGAACAUUUUACCUGUCUGUGUGUCGAUCAAACAAUAGAUGUGUAUUCGGGAUGGAUAAGAUUUCAUUUAAACCAACUUUAAAGUGAUAACACAUCCUGGAGUUACUUUUUAUUUCAUUAUUUAAAUUUAUUAUAAAUGUUAUGAUUUGGAAUAGUAGCAACAACACGUGAAAUGCUACUUGAUAUUUUCUGGAUAUAUUAAAAGCAUGUGCAAUAUAUUUAAAUCUACAUGUGGGAUUUAUAGUUAAAGACAAAUCAGGAAUAUAAUGUCGGAGGGGCCAGAACUUCGUGGUGAGGGUCUUGGAAGACCCUAUACCUCUGGUACCUUUCAAUCAAAACUUGAUCAGUUUGCGGAAUUUAUAAAUAGUGUGACUUUCCAAGAUGUUGAAGCGACACCUGAAGAAAGGCGUCAGAUGAUUACAGAGUCAUUGCGCUUUGAUCAGUUUUGUGACAGAAUAAGACAGCUGUUUGGAUCGGAUAUAAAAAAUACAGAUUUAAAGGCAAUAUAUAGAAAAAUUUCUACAAAUCCUGAUGCCAAAGUUGAUUGGAGCGAGCUUUUUGGAUAUUUUCAAUCUAAUAAUGACGAUGAAGAAAUUGUUGUUGGUGAAGAGGUCAAUGUAUUCACAGUGUCUAAGAGGAGGAGGGUUGGAGAGGCAGCUGGUGACAAGACCAGAAGAGAUACAGUGCAGUGUUUGAGAUACAUACCAUCACAAGAUGGCUAUAUAUCAGCCUCACAGAAGGGAGCCAUUUGUAUAUGGAAUAAUAAGCUUAGAUUACAGAGCUGUAUAGAUAUUAAUGAACCAGCAUGGGUGACAGGAUGUGAAUAUUUACCUUCCAUACGUAAAGCUAUUUGUUGUACAGAACGUAGUAUAUGUGUGUGGGACAACAGAUCAAAAGGAAAAAAUCAGCAUGUGUUUGUUAUCAAGCCAUUUGAGAAUUCACCACAAUGUAUAUCUUAUGUGCCAAACCCUGAGGGAACUUUAGAUGACAUAGUAUUAUUUGGAGAUGACAUGGGAUAUCUUAAUGUGCUAAAACUUGUUGCCAAAGAUCUUACGCCAAAAAAUUCCAAAGACAGUGACAAACGCCAAACACAAAUACCUACAAAUAUUACAAUAGCUCCAGAUCAACUUACACACAAAAUUGUUAGAAGAAAAUUGCACAAUGAUUAUGUUUUACAAGUAAAAUAUUUCCCCGAGUUACGAUGUUUUGCGUCAUGUUCACCACAUAGUAAGAAAUCGUUCGUGCUAGAGGAAGUGGACCGACUAUAUGAUGAUGGUGAGGUGAGAGAUGUAGCCAUUCCUAAAGGUGUAAAUUGUUUUGAAUAUUGUACCAAAGCCAAUAUUAUUGCCACAGGUGGUGUAGACAAAGUAAUUAGAGUAUGGCAUCCUCAUAUAUUUUCAAGACCAACAGGGAAAUUGUUAGGCCAUUUAUUUACAAUAGUAGAUAUAUGCUGUAAUGAGAAAGACCAACAUUUGAUCAGUUUGUCAACAGCCAGAGUAUUCAGAGUUUGGGAUAUACAUACAUUAACUUGCCUGCAGGUAUUUACAGACAAUGAAGAGAGGCCAGGAGAAAAAAGAAUAUACUCUAUGAUAUUUGAUAACAAACAUGAAAGACUGUUAACAGGUUCCAGUGUAAUAGAUUCAUGGCCAUUAACUAGAGCUGUCCAGGACACUAUGCAAGUUCCCCAUACUCAUGACAGACCAGUUAGUCAAAUACUGUACAAUAGAGAACUUGGUCAAAUAGUCACAAUAUGUACAGAAUCUGUUAUAAAGGUAUGGGAAUACGAGUCAGGUAAACGUGUGUAUACAAUAACAGAUGCACAUGGUCCUAAUGUGGAAGUGACAGCAUGCUGUUUAGAUUCAUCAGGGUACAGACUGGCUACAGGAGGGUUUGAUGGCUCCAUCAAAGUGUGGGAUUUUGGUUCUGGACAGGAACUGAAACAUAAAUCUGGUAGACAGUCUGAUGAAGAUCUCAGUAUUGUAGGCAUGAAAUACUGGAGUCUAGACAGGGAUAGAGUCAUACUUACUGCAGGAUGGAAUAAUAAAAUUAGAGUCAUUUUGGAUAAUAAUGAGAGUUAUGAUUUACCAAUUGUACGAGAGUUUAGUGAUGUAUAUUUCUUUACCAAAGAUAUUGAUGUUAGUGCUUCAUUGAGUGAUCCCUUCACAGCAGAUCCACUGCCUGAUAUAGGACAGAAUUCUAAUGUAUCUAAAUCUUCCAAGAAGAAUUCUAUUAUGUCUAAUAAUGUAUUUAAAAAGGAUUAUUUAUUAACGCUAAAUGAGAUGUCAACAAUAGAGACGUUUUCACAAAAUACUCUGUAUACUGGUUGUAGCAAUGGUAAACUUAUCACAUGGGACAUAGAGAAAGCAAGUGUUAAUAAAGUACAUGAAAUACAAGACCCAGAAGAAACCUCUUCUCCACCAACCAGUCGACACAGAUCAAGACAGGGAGGGGAAAAGAAAAUUAAUCAAAUCAAAUUCCUAAUACAUCAAGAAAAGAAACUUAGUCCAGAAUAUUUAAAAAAAACGAAAGUUGAAGAUGAGACAGAGCGAGAAGGAGCAGGUUCUCAGAUGUCACACAAAUCUAAAACUUCCAGAAUAGGUUCCAGAUUAGGUUCUAGAGUAGGGUCACGACUAUCACAUCAUUCCAAUGCACCACCUAAGCCACCUGAUAAAAUGGAACAAAAAGAACAGAAGGAUUUUGUGGACCAGUUAACAGCCAGAAUAGAAGGUGAAGACCCUGAGAAAGAAGGACAAGUAGAGGAAAAAGACAAAGAUGAAGAAGAAGAAAAGAAAGAUUAUGAGAAACCGGACAUAGAACUAAAUUUACAUGAGGAUGAAGAGGAGGAGGAAGAAGAAGAAUGGACAGAAGAGAGAAAAUGGGUGGAGGAAACUUAUGAUCCUAUCAUUGUCACAGCUCACCAAGAUUCUUAUAUCAGAUUCUGGAAUAUGGAGGGUCAGGUAUUACGUGAAGUGUCUGCUGUUACAAGACGACAAGGAACUCCUGUAACUGCCCUGUGUCAUGAUGAACGCUGUAACAUACUCAUAUCUGGGGAUUCAAAGGGAUAUUUAACUUUAUGGAGUAUAGGGAAGUUCUUGAGAGACCCACAGUCUAAUGAUCCUAGUGCAAUAAAACAAGUGAUCAGCUGGAGAGCUCAUCUAGUGAAAGUUGUGUCCCUUGUUUAUAUAAACUCAUUAAAGUGCAUUCUGUCAGGAUCUACAGAUGGAUCAGUCAGAGUAUGGUGGGGUUACAAAGGUAGAUUUGUAGGUUUCUACGGUCAGCAUAGACCAUUUGUAUUCCCAGAACGUGAAGAAACUGCUGGUCCUCCAACUCUUCCUUAUGAUAUUACUGAGGGACCAUUAGCUCCAGUUCAAGAGAAAAGUGCUAAACAAACCAUAAGAACUGUUCAGAAAUAUGAAUAUCCACUUAUAUUUGAUAAUGAGAAGUGGACACCAUUUAGAAGAUCAGCAUACAUAAGACAAUCAGAGGCACCUCCUCCAAAGAAAAAACCUUUUACCUAUGAAAUAGAUAAAAAGUUCUUUGGAGCUUUGAUUAAACCUAAGGAUAAUUUAAACAGAUUUUUAGAACUACAUAAGAAGGCAUAUAAUCAUCAUCUAGAAAGCAUAAUAACAGGAGACAAGAAUCAAGGAGCUGUGUUUAGAGCUUUACCGGUAUACAGGGUUAAAACACCAAAGAAAAUAAAAGAACCAGAGUUAGCAUUUAAACUGCCUCAUAACAAUGAAGCUUCUAGUAUUAUGUUUGGUGGAGCAAGCAAGUUAAUUAUGCAAUCCAAAGCAGCUAGCCGUCGUGUAACAAAAAGAGGUAGUGCUAUGGGCAGGUCUGUUGGCAGUGUAUCAUUGUCAUCGGCCAAUUUUUCAUCAAGGAUACAAUCGAGACAGUCCAUUUUGCCCACACCAAGAUCUAUGAGUAAAAUGAGCAAGUUAAGCUCAUUAACAUCAUAAUAGAGCAUGGGAUUGAAUUUCUAAAAUUCUGUACUUUAGUAGCUUAUUUACAAGACAAUUGUGUAAUGUUUUCCAUAAAUCUAUGCAUCAUAUGAAUUUUGAUUUUUUCAUUUCAACACUAUCAUAAAAGUCAACCUUUGAUGUCGGUUGACUUCAUGAACCAGUGCAAACAGUCAAUGUCAAAAUUGAAAUUUUUUUUAAUUUAGAAAGUAAAAUGAAGGGAGAAAUUUGCGCCACAUUAUUUUCUGCAAUGCUACGUUUGCACCACCAGUUUUAGAAUUACAUGGUAUCAUUUGCGCCAAAAAUAGAACAUACGAUUGCGCCAAUUAGAAGAAAAAUUACUUCCCUUCUCCUUUAUUCGGACUUGAAACCGGCAGUUUACACGAAUGUUCCCUUUUCUAAAACAUAUCUUCUUCUUACUGCUGCUGCAUGGGUACUUCCCAUGCAUGGGUACUUCCCAAUAUAAUGUAUUUAGUAGCUAGUAACUUCACUUUAUUGUCCAAAAAACACAAACAUUGAAGGAUGAAAUGCAUAAAACAGUUCAUUGUAAUUCUUGUGGAAUGCUUCUGUUCCAUUACUGGUGCAUCUUGCUGUAGAUAGUUUAAGCCCAUAUGCAUGAUGGAAACAAAUCACUGUGUCAUCAACAUAUUUGACUUAAACAUAAUCAGCAAAAGAAUCUAUUUUCUUCUCCUUUGGCAUAUCUUGUAUUAAAUAUUCAGCAAAGCAAUAAGUUUUCUUUUCUCUCUGUACAUGGACUGUCUAAUGCAUUUUAAGUCAUUUCUCUCCAGGUGCUCAUCUACAUGAUGAAAUAUCUCCGAACAUAUAAUCCUUUUUAAGCCAAAAAUAAGAAUAAAUAUAUAUUAAUCAUUAAUAUAUAUGAUAGAUAUGUGGACAGGUAAAUUGGCGCAAAUGAGCUCCGAAUAUUGGCGCAAUUUAUAUAUUUGGAAAACAAAAUUUGGUGCAUUGAUACCCCUGAAAAACAAUAAUUGGCACAAAAGGACUGCUGCCAAAAUGAAUAAGAUGAAUUGUUAUUAAAAUACUUUCAUUUUAAUUUUAAUUUCUAAAUUUACAAAAUUUCCAAUUUUGACAUUGACUGUUUAUAAAUGCAUACAAUACUUUCUGAAUUAAUAGUAGAUAUAUUAUUAUUACGAUGUUUAUACAUAAAUUGUUGGUUAUCUUUAUUUUUUUCAAAGAAAAGUUAUGAUUACAUCAAGCAGUAUUAUAAAAUGAAAUCAGCAUUUUUGUAAUGUUAAAAGUUGUACCAAUUAAUUUUGUAAACUGAUGGUUUGUCAUCUGGUAUCAUCCAAUUAUUACUAGUAAGAGAGUACAGCAACUGACAAUUGUUUGUGCAGGUCCAGUUUAAUUUUUAGUGUCCUCACUAUGGUCUUGUCGAAUGAACCAAUGCUUCUUUAAACAGGCUUAUGAUAUUUUGUACUCUAUAAUUAACUAGAAAAUGGCUUUGCCGAUUCUUGCUUUAUUUUGCUAUUCCAAAUUUUCACUGCAACUGUAAAGACUUAAGUUUAAUCAUUUUUUACAUUUUUAUAUUUUUUUUUAUUUUAAAGGUCACACAUUUCUAUUUAAAGAUAUGAUAUACGGAGGCCAGUCUGAGUCAGUUAUGGAAAUAUAUAUAAAAUUCUUUUUCUAUCUGCAUGAAACCCUUUUUCCAAAAUCAAGAUGCUACUUUUCAGUUUUGGUGAUUUUGCAUCUACUUCUGUCAUAAAGUCAUCUUUUUUAAAUUAAAACAGAGGAUGUGAGCAUUACAGUUAAUAUUUACUCUUUGUUAUGGUUCCAUAUUUUUAAUCAUGUUUAUUUUUUAUUUUGUUUUUUAUAUGAAUAACAUGCAAUGAAUUUUUAAGCAGAAGACAGAACUGCUGAUAAAUUCAAGAUUUUAUUUUGUUACCUGUGAUAUUUUAGAAAGUCUGUGAUAAAUAUUUUUUAUUAAUAAACAAAGAAAUAUU
Messenger RNA from Mytilus trossulus (common blue mussel), 6134 nucleotides. Its product is annotated as WD repeat-containing protein 64-like. The coding region runs from base 484 to 4176 and encodes 1230 amino acids. The transcript has 31 exons. The record is from RefSeq and is a predicted model, not a curated record. Lineage: Eukaryota; Metazoa; Mollusca; Bivalvia; Mytilida; Mytilidae. Gene Ontology annotation, molecular function: protein binding.